AUGUCGUCAGAACCGGAUCACGUUCACAGCAAACAGAGGGUACACCUCAAUGACGUCUCGGGCGCCGAAAAGAAGGAUGAGCUCGAUACUGCAACGGCCAUCCUCAAGAAGAAGAAGAAGCCCAACUCGUUGAUCGUGACUGAUGCGGUUAACGAUGAUAACUCCAUCAUCGCCCUCUCCAACAACACGAUGGAGACUUUGCAGCUGUUCCGUGGCGACACAGUCCUGGUCAAGGGCAAGAAGCGACGAGACACUGUCCUGAUCGUCUUGGCGGACGACGACCUCGAUGAUGGCAGCGCCCGCAUCAACCCACGGAGACAUCAUCACUGUCCACCCGUGCCCGGAUAUCAAAUAUGUGAGUAUCAGCCUAAUCAUGUGCCCCACCAUCGACCUGCUGCUAACCACUGCUCGUCCAUCCAGGCCAAGCGUAUCGCUGUUCUCCCCAUCGCGGAUACCGUCGAGGGUCUCACCGGCUCCCUCUUCGACGUCUACCUUGCUCCAUACUUCCGUGAAGCCUACCGACCUGUCAGGCAGGGCGACUUGUUCACAGUCCGUGGUGGUAUGAGACAAGUCGAGUUCAAGGUGGUCGAGGUCGACCCUCCGGAGUACGGUAUUGUUGCCCAAGAUACCAUCAUCCACUGUGAGGGCGAGCCCAUCCAGCGAGAGGACGAGGAGGGCGGCCUCAACGAGGUCGGCUACGAUGACAUCGGUGGUUGCCGGAAGCAGAUGGCUCAGAUCCGGGAACUGGUCGAGCUGCCUCUGCGCCACCCUCAACUCUUCAAGUCCAUCGGUAUCAAGCCCCCGCGCGGUAUCCUGAUGUACGGUCCCCCCGGUACGGGUAAGACUCUGAUGGCUCGUGCCGUCGCCAAUGAGACGGGCGCCUUCUUCUUCCUCAUCAACGGUCCCGAAAUCAUGUCCAAGAUGGCCGGUGAAUCCGAGUCCAACCUGCGCAAGGCUUUCGAGGAGGCGGAGAAGAACUCGCCAUCCAUCAUCUUCAUCGACGAGAUCGACUCGAUCGCGCCCAAGCGUGAGAAGACCAACGGAGAAGUCGAGCGUCGUGUGGUCUCUCAGCUUCUGACCCUCAUGGACGGCAUGAAGGCCCGUUCCAACGUCGUCGUCAUGGCCGCCACCAACCGUCCCAACUCCAUCGAUCCGGCCCUGCGUCGUUUCGGACGUUUCGAUCGCGAAGUGGACAUUGGUAUCCCUGACCCGACCGGCCGUCUGGAGAUCCUGCAGAUCCACACCAAGAACAUGAAGCUCGCGGAGGAUGUCGAUCUCGAAACCAUCGCCGCUGAAACGCAUGGUUACGUUGGCUCCGAUAUUGCCUCUCUGUGCUCCGAAGCCGCCAUGCAGCAGAUCCGUGAGAAGAUGGAUCUCAUUGAUCUUGACGAGGACACCAUCGACGCCGAGGUUCUCGACUCGCUAGGUGUGACUAUGGACAACUUCCGCUACGCCCUCGGUGUCUCGAACCCUUCGGCCCUUCGCGAGGUUGCCGUCGUCGAGGUUCCCAACGUCCGCUGGGAAGACAUUGGUGGUCUGGAGGACGUUAAGCGCGAGCUCAUCGAGAGCGUCCAGUACCCUGUCGACCACCCCGAGAAGUUCGCCAAGUUCGGUCUUUCGCCGUCUCGCGGUGUGUUGUUCUAUGGUCCUCCCGGUACUGGUAAGACCAUGCUCGCCAAGGCGGUGGCCAACGAGUGUGCUGCCAACUUCAUCUCCGUCAAGGGCCCUGAGCUCUUGAGUAUGUGGUUCGGUGAAUCGGAGAGCAACAUUCGUGACAUUUUCGACAAGGCCCGUGCUGCUGCACCUUGUGUCGUGUUCCUGGAUGAGUUGGACUCUAUCGCCAAGUCCCGUGGUGGUGCUGUCGGAGAUGCUGGUGGUGCUUCUGACCGGGUUGUGAACCAGCUUCUGACCGAAAUGGACGGCAUGACCACGAAGAAGAACGUGUUCGUCAUUGGUGCAACCAACCGCCCGGAACAGCUCGACGCUGCCCUUUGCCGACCUGGCCGUCUUGACACCCUGGUCUACGUUCCUCUGCCCGACCAGGCCUCUCGUGAGAGUAUCUUGAGGGCCCAGCUGCGCAAGACGCCCGUGGCUCCCGAUGUCGACCUUGCUUACAUUGCCAGCCAGACUCACGGGUUCUCUGGUGCUGAUCUUGGGUUCAUCACUCAACGGGCAGUCAAGCUGGCCAUCAAGCAGUCGAUUGCUGCGGAAAUUGAGCGCCAAAAGGAGCGUGAGGCUGCCGGCGAGGACGUCAACAUGGAGGAAGAGGAGGACCCGGUGCCGGAGCUGACCCGCGCUCACUUCGAAGAGGCCAUGAAGUCCGCUCGACGAUCCGUCAGCGAUGUUGAGAUCCGACGCUACGAGGCCUUUGCUCAGAGCUUGAAGAACUCGGGUGGCAGCGCCUUUUUCCGCUUCCCGACCGCUGAGGAGGCUGCCGGGAGCUCCGGACAGAACGGCUUUGGUGACGCGGGCAAUGAUGACAGCCUCUACGACUAA
Rasamsonia emersonii CBS 393.64 is the source of this 2496-nucleotide messenger RNA. Its product is annotated as Cell division control protein Cdc48. Gene Ontology annotation, biological process: retrograde protein transport, ER to cytosol; autophagosome maturation; mitotic spindle disassembly. The transcript is spliced from 6 exons. The record is from RefSeq and is a predicted model, not a curated record. Lineage: Eukaryota; Fungi; Ascomycota; Eurotiomycetes; Eurotiales; Trichocomaceae. Gene Ontology annotation, cellular component: cytosol; VCP-NPL4-UFD1 AAA ATPase complex; nucleus. Gene Ontology annotation, molecular function: polyubiquitin modification-dependent protein binding; ATP hydrolysis activity; ATP binding. Bases 1 to 2496 code for a protein of 831 amino acids.